Messenger RNA from Pseudomyrmex gracilis, 2312 nucleotides. Its product is annotated as fatty acyl-CoA reductase 1-like. The record is from RefSeq and is a predicted model, not a curated record. NCBI's taxonomy places the organism in Eukaryota, Metazoa, Arthropoda, Insecta, Hymenoptera, Formicidae. Gene Ontology annotation, cellular component: peroxisome. The transcript has 4 exons. Gene Ontology annotation, molecular function: alcohol-forming very long-chain fatty acyl-CoA reductase (NADP+) activity. Bases 50 to 1264 code for a protein of 404 amino acids. Gene Ontology annotation, biological process: long-chain fatty-acyl-CoA metabolic process.
CGGACGGAGAGCGGCGUUUUCUUCUCGAUCGGACCGGCAGUCAUCGAGAAUGUCUCUGUGCGAGUGGUACGCGAACCGCGCGGUGCUCCUCAUAGGAGCCACCAGCGAAUUGGGAUGCGCGCUGUUGGAAAAGAUCCUGCGGAGUUUGCCAAACGUCACGGUGUACGUUCUUCUCAGAUCACAAAAUGGCCUUAGCAAGGAGGAUCGACUGAAGAAGAUAUUUGCGUCGCCCGGGUACGAACGACUGAAGCAGGAGGUGCCGGGCGCGAUCUCGCGCGUGAAAACGGUCGAGGGCAAUCUGCUUUACGAGGAUCUCCGCCUAAAUGAUGAAGAGAAAGCCUUGUUGAGAGAGGUCAGUGUGGUGUUCCACGCCGGUGGACCUCAUGAGAGCGUUCUGGAAUAUUGUCAGGAUCUGCCAAAGCUCAAGUGUCUCGCUAUGGCGUCCAGCAUCUUUAAACAUCGCGGCCAGAUAAACGAAAAACUGCAGUCUGACGUGAUGCCCGAUUUGCCAAUUGCACUGAUACGUUUCGCUCUCAUUGGACCACCGCACGAGGAACCCAUGCCCGGCUUCGUCGAGAUCCUAAAAGGACCCACGGCUCUCAUGGUAGGCGCCGGAUUCGCUUAUGGCAAAUCGGAACUACAAGCUGAAGUUAUUCCAAGAGACAUAGCAGUAAAUACGAUGAUCGCGGCUGCGUGGGAAGUCGGCACAUCCAACGUUGCGAAGCCUGUGGUCUACAACGCGACGACGUUGGGCUGCACGUGGGGAGAUCUGAUUAAAAAGAGCCGACGAGCCAGCUGGGCUUUCCCCUAUCCGACUUUCGGUAUCCGCGGAAUGACGUCCAUCGAGCCACUGCACUGGAUUUUGGUCCUGCUCCUCGAAUGGCUGCCAUCUAUACUCUGCGACACCGUCCUUUUUCUCUGCGGCAGAAAGCAGAGGUUUCUCGCGGAGUACGACAGAGUUCGUAAUGCACUUCAAUCUCUGAAGUCAAUUUCAUCGAGACCGUGGUCAGCGGAGAGGAAUCGCGUGUACCGGCUGCAGGAACGCCUCGCCUCAACGAAGGAGCACAACGCGUUUCCGGUCACCGCGAAGAUCGACAUCGAAGCUUACGUUCUCUGCGCCGCGGCUGCCAGCCGGAAGUACUGCGUCAAAGAGGACAAUUUCACAUUCGUGAACGUCACUCGUUUGUUCUUUCUGUUUAUGCCACCGAUACUGGUAGUCGCGUACAUUUUAUUCUUCAGUUUUCACACAAAUAAAAUUAGAUAAGGUAAGAUCUUUUUUUUUUUUCUAAGUUUUUACGGUAAGUUUCGCGUGAAAUUUUUUUUUCGAGAAUCGAAACUUCAGAGGACAUGGUAGUUGUAUCUGGAACGACCUGAUAAUCAAAUAAACUUUUAAGAUAAAUAACUUGUAAACAUGAUCUAUGUUACACUCUACAAUUGCAUUGAACCUGAGAUCGAGCUUGUUGAAUCUUGUUUUCUAUCGUGCUUUUGCUCUGUGCAGCUCCGUUCAAUCCGAUUAAGAGCGUGUCAAUAGUACAAUAUUAAUGAUACGAGUGCUCCAUUAUAAAUCAUCUUAACGCGAGGUCUUUUCCAGUAUAAGAAAGUCGACAAUAUCUCGACCGUUCGUGAGAGAUCGAUUUGGAAGGCAGGCCGGGAAUUGUACGUACAGCGUUUUGCAAAUAUUCGCGAGAGAGCCGUACGAGGAGAGUCUACAUAAGAAAAUGCCGUGUGAGUGAAAGUUUCCAUACGAACAUCAUCCGAACUCGUCCCGCGCGCGCGCGCGCCGAUAUCAACGAAGGCGCGUAUUUCCGGCAUGUUCUCUCCCUUAUGCAACAUCACUGUGCUGACUUGUGCUCAUUCGACCUAUUGAAGAAGAUGCAACGAAAGCGCGGAAUAUUAUUCGCAGAUUUUGUAUGUUUUCUCUUGAGAAUGGAAAGGAAUACGCGAGAAUCUCGGAGCGGAGUCUGUCACGCGCACAGAAAUUUUGCUCUCGACACCAGACACACGAGAACUCAACUCGCGAAAAUCGCAUUUUGAUACUUAUUUUUACAGAAGUGACGGAACACACACUUGUCAAAAUUUAUUUCCUUCUCGCUGUUUAUGCGUGUAUUUUCGAUAUAUGAUAGUUGUAUAAUGACAAAUUUAGCGCGAACGGUAUGUAAUAUAAGUUAUAUGUACAUGUAUGUAUUCUUCCAGAAUGUGUAAUAUAUAAAUAAAAUUAUGAUUAAGCAAAAUAUGUGUAAAAGAUAUAAUUGAAAAAAAUUUACAUCUUGUACGAAUAUACGUAUCUGAUAAAAAGUUUGUGUCUGUGUGUU